AGGAAGGAAGUGUUCCAUGGAAGCACCCCUGUGAUUAACCAUUAGGGCACAGGCAUUCCAAUUCUGCGAUUCAAAGAGGUUCCCUGUUUUGCGAUUCUGAGAAUCGAGUCUGUUCAUCCUAUCAAUGGUAGUCGCUGGCUCCCUACAUUUCAUCUACAAUUGGAAACCCCCAGUUAGCAAGAUAAGAUCCUUAUUCAUCCGAUCAUGAUGAGUCCUAGGGAAGAUGUGCUCUCUCUCUCUCUCUCUCUCUCUCUCUAAAGACUCCCUCUGAUUUAUCUCCCCCCUCCAAUUUUUGCAUAACCUCUCUCUCUCUUUCAUCUCUUCCACCUCAAAUUUUCUGCAAAUCACCCUCUCCUCCCCUUUCACUCACAUUUUUUUGGCAAUUCAGAUCUCAGAUUACCAAGAGAGAGGAUUUAGGGGGAAAGGAAAAGUGUGAGACCAAGGCAGUUUUUGCAGACCCUAGUUAUUGACUUCUUCUCUGUAUCAACGAAGGGCUUGGGUAGUUCUGUAAACUCAGCCCAUAAGUGGUUAAUGCUUUUAAAAAAAGGUCACUUUGAAUUACCAAUAUUGCCCCCGAAUUCCUGAUUUCUCCCCCCACCACUCUCCGACCCCCAAACCCUUCCCUUCCGAGUCCCGCGGCAUAUUUUCCUUUUCUCUUUUAACUAUGGUCAGUCCUUUGUGCUUAAUUCCCCAACUGUAGGACUGGAUCUUGAUUUGGGGUAAUUACAGGAUACUUGAUUUGUGAGUUGUGACCUUUGUAAACUCCAAAUCAAGAAAGAAUAUAUCGGAUAAUUUGAUCAAAGAACAACUGAAGCUUGGGAGCCAUGGCGGAGGGUAACAAGGGCACCCAAACUCCAAAGAUGAAACCCCGCCCCAUCGUUCGUAUAGGGAUUUUCCUCAUCUCUCACAGCUUCUUUGUCUGUGUGGUUUGCUGUACUGCAGGGAUUGUGGCUCUUUUGCUGCUACCUGUUUUGGCUAAGAGCACCUAUAUCUCUGAAAACGCCCUCAUGCCUGGUUCAGCCAACCCCAUGUUAUCUGUUCAAGAAGUAGCAGAGGCAGAUAGAUUGGUUAAGGAUAUGAUUGGCUUGAAAGAAAAGUCUGGAGAAGCAGGAAAGGAAACUCCGAGAUUGAUAGCACAGCAUAUGGCAGAUUUGGGUGUUGAAUUUUAUCAUCACAAGUUCCAUCCUCAAACAAAUCACUUUCAUCCACUGGACCCUUUUUCUGGCAAAUCUUAUUCUGGAAAAAUCACAGAGAAUAGUAGUUGUGCAGUUUAUGGUAUCAAUACUGUUGGAAUAAUUAGAGCACCUCGUGGUGAUGGGAAAGAAGCUAUUGUCUUGGUUACACCUUACAAUCCGGUGAAGCUUGAACUAAAUGAGGCUUUGUCAGUAGCCCUUGCCUACUCAAUAAUCUCCUUUCUUACUCAAGUCACUUGGCUUGCGAAGGAUAUUGUAUGGCUGGCUGCAGAUUCACGGUAUGGAGAGUAUGCCUCAGUUGCUGCUUGGCUAAGAGACUAUCACACACCUGCAUUCAGUGAUGCUUUGGGGAAAUUAGAUGCUGGCAUGUGUCCAGAAACCAAUACCCUCCUUGAACAGAAUGUAAAUGCUGCAAGUAAGGGGAGAGUUAAAGAUGACUUUAGUCGUGCUGGAACGAUGGCUGCUGCACUUGUCUUUAAGGUUGUGAAUAGGCACAAGGAAACAGAGAAGGAUGCUCUUACCAUAUUUGCUGAGGCAUCUAAUGGUCAAAUGCCAAACCUGGAUCUGAUCAAUAUUGUAAACUAUUUGGCGGUACAUAGACAAGGAUUGCAUGUAAAAGUGGAGAAAGUAUAUUCUCUACUUAACUCUAUGUGGCUCAAGGUUGUGGGUGACAUUCUUCAUUUGGUAGACAAAGUUGCUAGAAGCAUAAAUCCGCAAUGGAAAUUCGCUAUUCCUUUGGAAGAUUAUAUUGAAGGUGCUGCUACACUUGCAAGCUCAAUGUAUCAUCAGGCUUUGGGUCUUCCCACUGGAUCACAUGGUGCUUUCCGUGAUUAUCAAGUUGAUGCUGUUACUUUGGAAAUUUCAUCCAAAGUUUCUUUGCUUAACAAGUCAGCAAGAUAUGAGUUUCUUCUAAGGAUCGGCAGGUUGGUUGAGGGGAUCAUACGGUCAGUUAACAACCUCCUUGAGAAGUUUCACCAGUCGUUCUUCCUCUAUUUCUUGACCUCUCCUGGUAAGUUUGUGUCAGUUGGAGUCUACACUAUUGCUUUUGUGCUUCUUGCCUUGCCGCUUCCAAUAGUCGCAGCUGCGCUGUAUUCUGGUGCUAAUGGGAGGGACUAUAGCUCAAGUGACAAAUCAAACUCUGCUUCUACUAAUGGGCUUAGCACUGCUCUGAAAUCUUGGAAAUGGCUUCAUGCUGCAAAGGUGGUGUUCAUCGUUCAUUUAUGGGGAGCCAUUGUUUCUUUACUUCCCUACCUGAUCUGUCGAUUGCAUGGGAUGACUCCAACAACGAGCAUGCUCUCUUGGGUUUCACUCUCCAUUUGCACCCUCCUUGUCUUGUAUCAGAUUUCUGGUUCUCCUUAUUCGUGCUCCAGUUUGCCUCAAUCUCAGCACAGACAAUGGGCUAUUAUGAAGGCUGUGAUGAUAGCUGCUGCUUCUAUUGGCCUGGUUAUCAUGUCAAUCAUUAACUUUGCAACGGCUCAGAUUGGAGCUCUGCUGAUGGUCCCGAUGUGUCUAAUGGCCCACCCCUUAAAAUAUGUGCACAGGCUUGGACGGUUGAGAGCUCUCACCUUGAUUGCUUGUAAUUUGUUUCUUGGAUUUUUCGGAUUCCCUCCAACAGCAUUACUAGUGAUGAGGAUAUGGUCAGAAGGCAUCAAUGGUGUCAGUGUGGGUGAUUUCUGGAUCUGGGUGGAGUCUCUCUGGGCUUGGAACAGUGCCACUUAUCUCUACUUGGGUCUGGUUCAUCUUCCUUGCUGGUUACUAUGUGUGCAUAUUUUGUUCCAUCCAUGUUGAAUUUCCUAGUUGGUGAAGUAGAUAUGUUUUGGCCUUUAGAAAUGUACAUGUAUAUGUGGUGAAGAUGAUCUACCAUGCCAGGCAAUUCUUCCGCAAGAUGGAAAUGGAAAUGUGGCAGCCCUCUAUCAUGGAUAUUACGUCACUGAGUUCGUUUAUAUACCAAUCGUUAAAACCACCCACAGUCACUGAUCUGAAUAGACACAACUUUAUCUUUGUAUGGAUUUCCACUGUGACAGAACCUUGUCAUCAAUUUGCUUCAAGACUUGCAUGACAAUCUGAGUCAUUACAUUUUUUAUUGCUUUCAGUUUUGGUGGAGAGGGAGUUGAAUUGAAAUAUGCACAACAUACUGAAACUCUAUGUUUACCUUGCUGGGACAAUCGGCCACAUUCUUUUGAUUGUCAUUUGCAGCUACAGGUGAAUAAUCAGUGAAGUGUCUGGUUUGCUA
Macadamia integrifolia is the source of this 3426-nucleotide messenger RNA. RefSeq names its product glycosylphosphatidylinositol anchor attachment 1 protein. Gene Ontology annotation, biological process: attachment of GPI anchor to protein. NCBI's taxonomy places the organism in Eukaryota, Viridiplantae, Streptophyta, Magnoliopsida, Proteales, Proteaceae. Gene Ontology annotation, cellular component: GPI-anchor transamidase complex; membrane. The coding region runs from base 825 to 2981 and encodes 718 amino acids. The record is from RefSeq and is a predicted model, not a curated record. The transcript has 6 exons.